UACAAUGUCAAUUAUCAUAACCUAGCUAGCUAAUAACUACUUCUUUCCUUGAUCUACUUACCUAGUACUCUCUCUUAAGAAAGUAGAAAAAGUACAAGCUAUAUAUAUAGCUAGGGAGCCAAGAAAUCUGGGCUUUCUAGUAGCUAGAUCUCAAACUCUGCACAACAAAUAACCUGUUUCCAUUUGUUCACUUCCAACAAAGAUUUCUUAUAUAGGAGAUUGAUUUUGUUAGUCUAAAAAACAUAUACACUGUUAGAGUUUUCAUUUUGUAGGAGAAAAAAAGAAGAUGGGGUUGAGAGAUAUCGAAGCAACACUGCCACCGGGGUUUAGGUUUUACCCAAACGAUGAGGAGUUAGUUUGCCACUAUCUAUACCAAAAGAUUAAUGGAUCAUCAAAAGGGUCGUCGUUAAUGGUGGAAGUCGAUUUGCAUGCUUGUGAACCUUGGCAGCUACCAGACGUAGCGAAGCUUGGUGCAACCGAAUGGUACUUUUUCAGUUAUCGUGAAAGGAAAUAUUCGACUGGUUUUCGAACUAAUCGAGCUACUGCAUCUGGGUACUGGAAAGCCACUGGAAAAGAUAAGCCAGUUUAUGAUCCAACUACCCACGCAAUUGUGGGAAUGAGAAAGACGUUAGUGUUUUAUCGUGACAGAGCUCCUAAUGGCAUCAAAACUGAAUGGGUCAUGCAUGAGUUUCGGUUGGAGAAUCAACAUAUGCCUCCUAAGGAUUGGGUUCUAUGCAGAGUAUUCCACAAAAGCAAAGGAGAAUUAAAUACAGAAAUUGGGUCCGAAAAGGAUAACAUUUUCGGCAUUACUUCUUAUUAUCCUAAGCUAUUGGCUUCACCAUCUGCAAUGGAUUGUUGUCAUCAUAGUAUAACCAUGCAACCAGGUGAACAACAACUAGUUACCUCAUCAUUCUCAUCAUCAGAAAUACCACACUUUCACCAGUACGAAAACAGUAAUCCAAAUAAUUCCCUGGUAAAUUUAUCGGAUGCAAACUUUAAUCCUAACUCACCAGUACUCGAGUUUCUUACUUCUGAAGAGAAUAACAUACCGAUGAUCAAUAUGACUAUCCCUAGAAAUUGCGAUGAUCAAUAUGGGUUUCUUUGUGAUAAGUACUUUGAAGAUAAUAACUUUGUGGAUUGAGGUAUAAUAGUGAUGCUCACAUGUCAUACGUUCGAAAGAGAUUAUCAUCAAGUUUGUGCAUUAUAAAUAUAGUGUUGUUAUUGUUUGGGUUUUGGGAGAUCGAAUAAUAGGGUUUUAGAGUGUAGAAGAUUGAUAUUGUGGAAUAUAUAUAUAUUGUAAAUUCAAGUAAGAAGUAUAGAAUAUUGAAUAUGUUUGUACUAAAUAAAUUAUUCAGUUACUCUUUCUGCA
This is a messenger RNA of Papaver somniferum (opium poppy), 1369 nucleotides long. RefSeq names its product protein CUP-SHAPED COTYLEDON 3-like. NCBI's taxonomy places the organism in Eukaryota, Viridiplantae, Streptophyta, Magnoliopsida, Ranunculales, Papaveraceae. The coding region runs from base 287 to 1141 and encodes 284 amino acids. Gene Ontology annotation, molecular function: DNA binding. The record is from RefSeq and is a predicted model, not a curated record. Gene Ontology annotation, biological process: regulation of DNA-templated transcription. The transcript is spliced from 3 exons.